AUGCUUCAGCAAGUGGUCAAGGAGGGCUUUCGCCUUGUUUACGAGAAGAACUUUCUUAUUGGCGGUUUUUGGACUCAUGGGAGGGUUGGUGGAACUUCUGGCCACUCUUUUGACUUGAUGGCUUUAGACUCUAAUGCUGUAAUUGGACGGUCUGGUAGUUUACUUCCACAUUUUACUCCUUUUCCGAGUUCGGAUUUUCGGGGCGUCAACUUAUUUUCUCAGAAUUUACUGGAGACAGAGGACAUGUCUAAUCCGUAUGUUUUUCCGCCGUUUGGUUUGGUGGGUCCGGUUUUAGAGUUUUUUUACAGUUUCCAAAUUCCGCUCACCAUUGUUGUUCCAGAGCUUUGUCCGUAUCCGUAUUGGUGGCCUUAGCUAAUAGCUCGCUCUUCAGCUAGAGUUUGUCUUGGCUCACAGAGUACUAUGGGAGUUAUUUUGGCCCCCUCUAAAGUAGGCUACAGUCCUGCCAAGUGCAUGUUUCCCCUUUGGGCGUGUAGAGUAUCUCGUUUUUGACUUGAGUGCGCAACUGCAGUUGACAAUGAUGUAUCCUUUUUAUUCUUUCAGCGUUUACCUCGAGUUCCUAAACUGUUUACUCCCUCGGUGGCUUGUCCUAAAUGUUCCUACGCCAACGAUGAGUUGUUUCGGUUUUGUCAACAGUGUGGCUACGUACGGAAGGAUGUCCAAGAACAUGGAACUGGAGGGCCAUCUAAAAAACUUGAAGUUGAUAAGAGCAAAAUUUCUGAACGUUUGGCUCAGUUGUCUCAACAUCGAGGAUCAUUGCGUUAUGUGAAACAGAAGACUGCGCUCGGGUGUGAGUUUGUGAAUUUUUUGUCCCAUCUUGCAACCCCCAAAAUGCUUGCUUCAGCCUUGCCAGAGGAUGUGACAGCGUUCUUAGUAUGGAAAGAUCGUGGGGGUAAAAGGCGCGUUCAUCUUCCGGAAUGUCUACACCUUUUUAGUCAAAAUGCUAGUACGAGUUUUUGUGGAUGUCCCAAGAGACUGGCCUUUGGUACGGUUGAUGCUUUAAUAGGAAAACUGCGGGCAAUUUUUGCUGAACAUGGCAGAGGUACGGAAUGGCAGUCGAUUUUGAACUUUGGCAAUCCGGCGGCGGAUCGCUCGGUUAAAAGAUACUUGGUAGAUGUACGGGAGGAGCAGCUGAAAGCAAGAGUGGUUCCACGCCAAGCCGAUCCUAUUUUCCAGGGUGAUUUGGUGAUCCUAGCCCGUCAUAUUCAUUUCAAAAUGUUACAUUGUGCGACGUUAACUCCGAGUCAGAUCUAUAUUUUCGCGAGAGAUCAGGCGAUGUUUAAAGUCCUAUUUUUUGCUGGAGAUCGUGCCGCAGAUUAA
Messenger RNA from Porites lobata, 1338 nucleotides. The record is from the annotation of a GenBank genome assembly. NCBI's taxonomy places the organism in Eukaryota, Metazoa, Cnidaria, Anthozoa, Scleractinia, Poritidae.